Messenger RNA from Trichoplax adhaerens, 903 nucleotides. RefSeq lists its product as uncharacterized. The record is from RefSeq and is a predicted model, not a curated record. The transcript is spliced from 6 exons. Bases 1 to 903 code for a protein of 300 amino acids. Gene Ontology annotation, biological process: retrograde transport, endosome to Golgi. Gene Ontology annotation, cellular component: Golgi membrane; Ric1-Rgp1 guanyl-nucleotide exchange factor complex. Lineage: Eukaryota; Metazoa; Placozoa; Uniplacotomia; Trichoplacea; Trichoplacidae.
AUGAUCGAAGUCAAAGCGUCUCUGAUCGGUCGAAACGUGUAUGUAGCUGGAGAGCAGUUGCAUUGCAUUAUAACCUUGACAAAUGUGGCUCAAUCGGACAAUGUUAAAAGUACUAUCAACUUGUUCAAUAACGAUAAUAAGGAUGAUACUGGAGUUGAAAGAUUAGCUUGGUCAACUGCUCAAAUUCAUUGUCAGUGUGUUGUUAAUGAAUCUCGGAUUAAUGUACCCCAAGAAUACAAAAAUACUCAGCGUAAUUCAGAUCAAGCAGUAGAUAUUGGUACUUACUUUGCACCAAACCGAGGUGAUGCUGGCCAUUCUGCUUACUUAAGUAAACCACAGGUGUUAUGUUGUGACUUGAUCCUGGGACCAGGUGUUUCAAAAACAUUUCAUUACGUAGAAACAUUACCUUAUAAUUGUCCUCCGUCUUAUCGUGGUAACAAUGUUAAAUACGCAUACAAACUGAGCAUUGGAUUCCAGAAAUUACAUUCAUCUAUGAAAUUGUUGAGAAUACCUAUGAGAGUUAUAAAUAUCAACGGCGUAGAUGAUAUGCAACAAUACAUGGAAACAGAACCUACGGAAAUACCUACAAAUCCAUUUCUUAGCCACCUUAAGAAGGAGAGUUCCUUUCUUGAUAAUGCUCUAGAAGUACUCUCAAUUCAAGCUUCUAGACGAAAUUUAGGAUGCUAUUCUAUAACUAGUAAAAGUGGUUUGGUUGGUAAAUUUAUCCUCUAUAAAGUAGCUUAUCGAUUGGGAGAAGACAUUGUAGGCUAUUUUGAUUUUGCUGAGGCUCAAGUCAGCUGUUUACAGCAACAAUUGGUUUUUCCGACUGUAACGUUAGAGCUUUAUCUCAUUUGUAAGCAUGAUUCUGAAAAAACUAGCUUAGAUUUAUCAAAAAUUAUGUAG